CGCAGUAAGAGACGAGAAAGGAAUCGUGCGUCUAGGACUCUAGGUCGUAAGUCGCUGGCAGAGCCGCGUAGACGCAGGGACAGAAAGCAUCAGGUGGUUUAGAGGAACGUGCAAGUGCCGAUUCUGCGGGCGGGCGGAACGACUUCGGCGCCCUGGUGAGGUUUCUACCCGGAAUUAGAGCCGCUUCCGUUGCUCAGCGGAAGUGUGGGGCGGAGAAGGACGACUCGCCGGGAUCCCGCUCGCCGCUGUGUGCACGGCCGGAAUCAUGUCGAGUUUGUCGGUGAGAGACCCGGCCAUGGAUCGGUCGCUGCGUUCCGUGUUCGUGGGGAACAUCCCGUAUGAGGCCACUGAGGAGCAGUUGAAGGACAUUUUCUCGGAGGUGGGUUCCGUUGUCAGUUUCCGGCUCGUGUACGAUAGAGAGACGGGGAAACCCAAGGGUUAUGGCUUCUGCGAGUACCAAGACCAGGAGACCGCGCUUAGUGCCAUGCGGAACCUGAAUGGGCGGGAGUUCAGCGGCCGGGCGCUGCGGGUGGACAAUGCGGCCAGUGAAAAGAACAAGGAGGAGUUGAAGAGCUUGGGGCCUGCGGCCCCCAUCAUUGACUCCCCCUAUGGGGACCCUAUCGACCCGGAGGACGCCCCUGAGUCAAUUACCCGAGCAGUCGCUAGUCUCCCCCCGGAGCAGAUGUUUGAGCUGAUGAAGCAGAUGAAGCUCUGUGUCCAAAACAGCCACCAGGAAGCGCGAAACAUGCUGCUUCAGAACCCGCAACUGGCUUAUGCGCUGUUGCAGGCGCAAGUGGUGAUGAGAAUCAUGGACCCAGAGAUUGCUCUGAAAAUUCUGCAUCGCAAGAUACACGUUACACCGCUGAUCCCAGGCAAAUCUCAGCCUGUGUCUGGUCCUGUCGCUGGUCCUGUCGCUGGCCCCGUCGCUGGCCCCGUCUCUGGCCCUGUCUCUGGCCCUGGCCCUGGCCCUGGGCUCUGCCCAGGACCUAAUGUGUUGCUGAACCAGCAAAACCCUCCAGCUCCUCAGCCCCAGCAUUUGGCUAGAAGACCUGUGAAAGACAUCCCUCCUCUGAUGCAGACCCCUAUCCAGGGUGGAAUUCCGGCCCCGGGGCCCAUGCCAGCUGCAGUUCCUGGACCUGGUUCUUUAACUCCUGGUGGAGCUCUGCAGCCCCAAGUUGGAAUGCCAGUGGUUGGUCCUGUGCCUUUGGAGCGGGGACAGAUGCAGAUGUCGGAUCCUAGAGCUCCUAUGCCACGUGGACCCAUGACUGCUGGUGGACUACCUCCUCGAGGGCUGUUGGGAGAUGCGCCAAAUGACCCGCGUGGAGGGACUUUGCUUUCAGUCACUCACACUGGAGAAGUGGAGCCCAGGGGCUAUCUUGGGCCACCUCAUCAGGGCCCCCCCAUGCACCAUGCCCCUGGUCAUGACGGCCGUGGCCCUUCCUCACAUGAGAUGAGGGGAGGGCCAAUCACGGAUCCUAGAAUGCUAAUUGGAGAGCCCAGAGGACCGAUGAUAGAUCAAAGGGUUCUGCCUCUGGAUGGUAGAGGUAGUAGAGACUCUCGAGGGAUGGAGACCCGAGCCAUGGAAACUGAGGUCUUGGAGGCACGAGUGAUGGAGAGAAGAGGAAUGGAGACCUGUGCAAUGGAAGCCAGGGGCAUGGAGGGAAGAGGAAUGGAGAUACGGGGCCCUGGCCCCAGUUCAAGAGGCCCUAUGACCAGUGGAAUCCAGGGUCCUGGUCCCAUUAAUAUGGGGGCUGGUGGUCCACAGGGACCCAGGCAGGUCCCAAGCAUUUCAGGGGUGGGAAAUCCUGGAGCUGGCAUGCAAGGAGCAGGCAUGCAAGGACCAGGUAUGCAGGGAGCAGGCAUGCAAGGACCAGGUAUGCAGGGAGCAGGUAUGCAGGGACCAGGUAUGCAGGGAGCAGGUAUGCAGGGAGCAGGCAUGCAGGGAGCAGGUAUGCAGGGAGCAGGCAUGCAGGGAGCAAGCAUGCAGGGAGCAAGCAUGCAGGGAGGAGGCAUGCAAGGGGCAGGCAUGCAGGGAACAGGCGUACAGGGGGCAAGCAAGCAAAGUGGAGGCCAGUCUAGCAGUUUUAGUCCUGGGCAGAGCCAAGUAACUCCACAGGAUCAAGAAAAGGCAGCUUUGAUCAUGCAGGUUCUUCAACUGACUGCAGAUCAAAUUGCCAUGCUGCCUCCUGAGCAAAGGCAGAGUAUCCUGAUUUUAAAGGAACAAAUCCAGAAGUCUACUGGAGGUUCUUGAAAUACUUCAUAGUAAUCCCAGAAAGUUUUUUUUUCCUUUUUCUUUUUUCUUUUUAGCAUGGAGAAUGGGUGCAAAAAGCUGACUACUGCAUCCCCCAGUUGAAUGAUUAGGGCAGAACCUAAUCUCUUUUGUUGUUCUUGUCUUUUUUUUUUUUUUUUUUUUUUUUCCUGUUUUCCUUUUUAUUUUUAAUCGGGAGGGGGAAGAAUGGGUCUGUUCACUUUAAUUCACUGUAACUAUACAAAAAUAACUCUGAAAGGGAUACUAUACCAAAUAAGAUUACAAAUAAUAUGCAGCAAUACUAAAAGUGUGUACAAUAUGUUAACUUCUUUUAAAAACAAUAUUAAAUAAAGCAAUGUGAAAUCUUUACAGAAGACGAAAAGAUAACCUGUUAAAAAGAUAAUUUACCAAGAUAGUUUAAGAAUUUUGGUUGUAUAAGAAAACAAGUUUACCUCCAAAAUGUAAGAUCCAUUUUUUGGUAAAUCAGAAUACAAAAACCUAUUUUAGGGGCAAUAGAAAGUUGUGUUAAGUUAAGCAUUCUUUCAGUGUUUUGGAAUUAUUUAGAAAUGUUAGAAUUAACAGGAUAAAUCUAAACUUGUGGUAUUGGGAUUGUUUUUUUCUAAAGCUGUGCUACCUGAAUAUCAAAGAAUGCAUCUGGUGUGAUGUUUCAUUUAUCUCAUCUUUCAGGGGCCAGUGAUAUUCUGGCCUGGCUUGAAAAUGAUACUUUACUGGGACAGUUCUAGGAUUAACCAGUUUACUUAACUCUCCUGUGACAAGACUCAGUAUCUCUCUCCAUACCUUCCUAUGUCUCAGUAACCAUUGGGCCCUAAAUCUAAAUCUGAGUUAUUCUCUCACAUCCUUCCCUAAAAUCAGUGUCUAGGGACCAGUUUAUCUGAGUGAAUUAUAGACCACAUUGGGCUUUUCAUAAAUGGUAAAGGGCUUCCUUCAUGCAGUAAAACUCUGCUUCUAGCUUUUAUAUGCAGAUGCUUCCAUCUGGUCAACCAGAAACAGGAAUUAAAAAUCUUAGUCUCAGCAAUAUUUAACAUACCUUUUAGUUUUCUUAUAUCAAAAUCUAUUUGUGUAUCACCAUCUUAUCAAAAUAAUCCAAUCCCAGGUAGGUAGAUAAAAUCUUGUAGCCUGAAUUCUCUGCUUAGUGGUUAUUAAUCAUUGCUUUUUAUAAGGCAUAAAGCCACUUAGUUCUAGUAUAGGUACCACUGAGACAUAGUUAAAAAUCAGUAGAAAGGUGAAGCUUAUCACAUUUCCUUCAGAGCUACUACCUAAUUUAUUUUGAAGCCUUGAGAAUGUGGACAUAAAAGUAUAGCAUCGACUACUAGUGAACAGAAGUAUAAACACCCAAAUAACCAGGUGUUCUUAACUCUGGAGAAAAACCAACAAAAACUAAUACUAGUUACAGAGGGGGAAAUGUCAUUUAAUACAAGGAGAGAACUGAGACUUGGAAUUGAAUUAUUUUUCCUUUGCAAGGUGUAUACAUCUUAAAUGGGUAUAAAGUUUUCAUCCAUAUGCUGUUUCCACUUACCCAUUUUUUACUGUUGUUUAUACUGUUACUUUUCCUGUGUAUCCUAUAUGCUCCCCCUAGAUUGAAGGGGAUAACUCUACAUGUGAUAGUUCUGUACACUAAUUCACAGAGUUGGCUUGAUCACUUUGAAAUUAUAGUUCCUUUAAAGCUUUCUUUGAAGGACUAAAUGAAAACCAUUAAAUGUUAUGUUCUUUGUUGCAAUAAAAUGUCUGCAUUGUUGAAUGAAGACUUAAUAAAAAGAAUGCACAAUACCUGA
Messenger RNA from Myotis myotis, 4041 nucleotides. It is a transcript of the gene CSTF2T, whose product is annotated as cleavage stimulation factor subunit 2 tau variant. The record is from RefSeq and is a predicted model, not a curated record. Gene Ontology annotation, biological process: mRNA 3'-end processing. Bases 266 to 2251 code for a protein of 661 amino acids. Gene Ontology annotation, cellular component: mRNA cleavage and polyadenylation specificity factor complex. The transcript has a single exon. Lineage: Eukaryota; Metazoa; Chordata; Mammalia; Chiroptera; Vespertilionidae. Gene Ontology annotation, molecular function: mRNA binding.